Doryrhamphus excisus (bluestripe pipefish) is the source of this 12349-nucleotide messenger RNA. RefSeq names its product BAH domain and coiled-coil containing 1a (gene bahcc1a). Gene Ontology annotation, molecular function: chromatin binding. Lineage: Eukaryota; Metazoa; Chordata; Actinopteri; Syngnathiformes; Syngnathidae. The record is from RefSeq and is a predicted model, not a curated record.
UCAACUCGUUGAAUUACAUCCAUGCCGACCUCAGCAAUGACACAACUCCUUUGGGCAGCAUUAUUCUGCUCAAUACAACACUGGCAUGGAAACAGAAGUUCAGAACAUUCAGGGAGAGCCCUGAAAGCCCGUGUCUCAAGCAUCAUUUUCACAUGCAUACUAUUUAUCCAGUAGGAAGCACCAUGUGAGUCAAUGAUGGAGAUUGAACUAACCUACCAUAACAAAAAUUGUAACAAUCAGACCACGUGGAAGGCAAUUAUGAAAGUUAUCAUUUACAGUAUAAAGGUAGUCAUGUGGUCUUGUCCUGUCUGUUGACCAAACCCAAAAUGAAAAAAAGGUCGGGGACGAUCAGACCAUAUGGAAGGUACAGUCGUUCCAUCAGUUAUACAUUUCCAACCGUUGGGUACGCCAAUGGAGUCAAUAUCAACAUGACCCUGACCCUUAACCCUCAUAUCACUUCUCAAGGAUUGUUGACCAUGUGAAUUUGAGUAAUGACUGUCUGAUUGGUAAUGGUGUGGAGCAGUCUUCAUUGGGCGUGUGAUGAAACAUCUUGCUUCAUAACAUCAGUCUAUUUCUUGUGCCCUCUAUCAAUGAGAAAGUGAUUCAAAAAAUCAAGUCUGGUCUUUUCAAUAAGGCUACCUGUCACCUCAAUGAGGCACUCUUAAUAAUUGACAAAGCGACACAUGGGCCUCUUUAGAGUGUGAUAUCCCUCAUACACAAUUAAUUGUAAAUACACAAUUAUUGUAGAAGUCUGACCUUGUGGAGUUGGAUUAUUUAACAUUCGUGUUGCUUGGCUCUGCCCACAUCCUAUGGCAUGGGCUAAAAUCAUCACCCAUCUGUCUAUUGUCUAAUUUCCAUUUGGGCUCAUUUGGGCUCACUUGGUCGAAGUCAAAAUACAAACAUUGGUAUUCUCCCAAAAUGGCCAACUUCCUGUUUGUUUUCCAACAUGGGUUCUUGAGACAUUUUGUGCUUUGCUUCAUGAUCAACGACUCCACCAAAUUUCAUGAAGACCUGUGAAACAAAUGGCAGGGGAUAUUUUUUUCAAAAUUUAUAGUAGGAGCAAGCAGGUCAAUUUGGGGUGGUCACAUUUGGAAGCUGCAAAAUAUUGUUUGAGGUUGGAUUCCUAUUUUCAAUGAGAUGUGACGAUCCAUCCAUUUUCUAUACCGCUUAUCCUCAUUCUCAUAGGCUGGAGCCUAUCCCAGCUGUCUUCAGUCAAGGAAUGGGGUACACCCUGGACUGGUCGCUAGCCAAUCACAGGGCACAUAUAGACAAACAACCAUUCACACUCACAUUCAUACCUAUGGACAAUUUGGAGUCGCCAAUUAACCUAGCAUGUUUUUGGAAUGUGGGAGGAAACCAGGAGAAAACCCACGCAUGCACGGGGAGAACAUGCAAACUCCACACAGAGAUGCCCAAGCGGAGAAUCAAAACCAGGUCUUUCCAACAUGCUAACCACGGCCCCAGAUCUGCAGUCAAAUUAUGAGACUUUGAUGGUCAAUGGCAAAGUCAGAAACUUCACCACCAUUCCACACCCAUCACGUGUGUUUACAUUUAUACGGUUCACAACGUAUGUUGGUCUGCCUGUCUUACAUACUUCCAUCGAAUUUGAUGUUGGUAUGAAAAAUCCCCUACAAGGAGUCACCAGUGGAUGAGACACAUUCUGGAAGUGGCAUAGGCAUAAUUUCAAGGUCUCGUCUUCAUCCUAAAUACCAACUUUGGAGCCGAGUUAUUGACGUUUACACUUUUGUUCCAAGUUAAAAGCAAAGUUAGAAUUAAAGGAUCAAAGUUUGUUGCUAUGCUCCGCCCACAUCUUAUAGACCACCUAAAAUUCUUGGCAAUAUAUCAUCACCCAGCUGUGUAGUCUCUGUUGAUUUGCGUUCACUUGGGCUCACUUGGUCAAAAUCUCCAGGAUUAGUUCAUCGAAAUAGAAACUUGCAAAAUUGCAGCCGAAAACCAAAACGUCUGACUUCCUGUUUGUUUUGGAACAUGGGCUCUUCAGACUUUUUCAAGUUUCCUGGCAUGAUUGACAUCUCCACCAAAUUUUGAGAUGAUCCAUGAAAAUGGUGGCAGUGGCUAUUUUUUUCAAAAUUUUAAGGGUACACCACUGAGUGAGCUUUCGGUAUCUGUUUUCAUGGCCUCUGAAAUAUCACAUUUUUCUCCGGACUUGAUAAGCUUGCAAAUUUUGCCGCUGCAGGGUAUCCUCGAUUCUCAGGGAGUUUGGCCCACACUUUUCUUCCCAUGAGCCACCUGGAUCACCAUGCCAACAGCGGCGUUCUCUACGGCCAACACCGUUUCUAUGACACCCAAAAAGAGAACUUCUACAUUCGAGGUCUACCAUCACAGCCACCUCUCAUCUCAACCAAUCACAGUCUGCCGCCAAUGUCCAGGGCCAGUUCGGGACUCUCCCAGGGACCUUGCAGCAGAGAAAGAGAUGCAGGUGGUGGAAUAAAUCUCCAUAAGAGCCUUAAAGAGGGAACUGUGGAGAGAGGAGUGGGUCCUGUCAAAGACAAGGAGAGGUCUAGUAGCAAACAUGAAGCAAAGGAAAGACAGCAGCAGCAGCAGCAGCAACAACAGCACCACAGCCACCAGUCUGCCCUGCCCACUCAUCAUCACCACCACCACUCCCAUAGCCAUCAGCAGCACCCGCACUAUCCACAGCACCCACUGCCCCUGGAGGAGGUCAACAGUCGCGCUCUGGAGAGGCACAAGGCAUCACUUCCUAUGGAAUACAGCAAGGAUUCGCAAAUAAUGGGCAAACCUUUAAGCGCUUGCUUGCACAAUGGCAAGAUGCAAAAUGGGGAGACAGGAAAUGUGGCGGUGCCUAAGACAUCUAUGUCCAGCUGUGGAGGGGAGGGGACACCUUUGGGAACUAUUGGAGGUGGCGGGAACAACCAUGGCAGACAUAUGGGCCCAAGUGGGAAUAGCCGCUGCACCAAAGAAGGCAUAAGUGGGGAGAUGCGGAUCAGUGAACAACCCUCGGACUGUCUAGAAAGGGGUCAGGCACCACUGCACCAUUCUCUGUCUUACUCUGUACCUCCACCCUUACAACUGGCCUCUACCGGAGGGGCACACCCCCAUCCACACCCGCACACACACCCUCAUGCGCAUGCUCACCCAGGCGGCUUCCACUGCCUCCAGCUUCACCCAAGCCACCCGCACCAUCCACAUCCUUCCCACCACGCUCACCACCACCCGGACUUUUUCUGUCCACCCCCUCCUGCCCCUCUUGGUAACGCUGCCUCACAUGACAGGGGGCCCGCAAAUGCAGGGCGUGAACCUAAAGUUACAGGGCCUACAUUUGUGCCAUCUGUAGCAGACACAGGGGACAAACACGGAGGACCAUUCCAGCUUGGUAACCCUGACUGCCACGUUCUAGGCAGUGGAGGUGGAAAUGUCAAGGACAAAGUUAUGGACAAAAAUGCUGGAGGUGGGGGACACCAUAGUAGUUGGCAUAGAAAACAGCAGCAACAACAACAACAACAGCAGCAACAGCAUCAAUACAGAAAAACAGAGAAGGCUCCAGACUGGAUGCAGUCACACCACCAACAUCUCCAAGCCUCCCAGCUUCCUCCGCCCAUCCAGCAACAACAGCAGCAGCCUCCACAACCACAGAAACAGCAUCAGGUUGUACGGUCACGCAGCGCUGAGUGUGUAAACACUACUGUGGACAUGGACGUGUUCAGGUCCUCGUUGCCCCUUGGACCCAAGACUGGACACUCUCUCCCACAUUCUGUCAACACUUCUCCUUACAGAGACUGUUCCCAUUCAGGACCACCACCUAACUCUUCCCCGCUUGGAAACAAAAACAUGAGUCAGCAUAGUGGUCCUGGUGGUAGCUGCUCGUUGCAGAGAGAUGGCCAAAAAGUAGCCAGGAUUCGCCACCAGCAGCACGGGCGACCUGGCCCAGAUGCUCCUUCUCCGGUCGAGCUAAACCAAGGGGCGGUGCAAGAUAUGAAAAGAAAAAUUGACAUCUCCGCUUAUGGUUACAACAACAGUGGGCAGCAGCAGCAACACCAGCAGCCCCCUGUGCCACAAUGGGCCAUGAGGCCUCCCCACCACAUGCCACAAACUGAGGAGGAGCCAAGAAAGUCCUACAUGGAGUUAGGAAGCAGUAAUAUGCAACAUUCACAGCAGCAACAGCAGCAGCAAAGAAUAAAUCAACCUACUCAGCCUGCACCUCCAGUCAGUCAGCAGCAGCAACAACCUGAGCCUCAAGGCCCAACUCGGGGGGAGAGCAGUGCCAUGAAAAGCUUACUUAAGUACAGUAACCAGCAACAGCUCCUCUCUCAGAAAACCCCCUUUGGUGGCUUGGGGAACCUGAAAUCAGGUCCUGCUGGUGGAAGUUGCGCCCUACAGAUCAACAAGCAAACUCUACCAUCGAGAAAGGGUCCGGCCAAUGACAACGAGCGCCCUGAUUACAGCGGGCGGCAUCGAGAUGUCGGGGAAGCAGGUCACGGGGAAAGUGAGGUGAGGCAGCCGCCCGUUGGGAUUGCUGUGGCCGUGGCCAGACAAAGAGAACCAUCAUGUCGUUCAUCAGACAGUCAUCACAGCAGUCGACACGGCAGGGUGCAUCCCACUGUAAAAGGACCACCCCACAAUGCCAUGUAUCCCUCAGAUGUGACUACUGAGCAGGAGAGAAAAAUGAUGAGCGGAGAGCAGAUAGGUCUGAAUUGUUUGGACAGAGAGAGGGAUGCAUACAUCAGAGAUAAUAAAGAGAGGGUGGAGUUUUCAAGGAUUCAUCCCACAAACAGCUGUCACGGGGACCUCACUUCACAUCUCAUGGUCCCAGGCGGGACUUCCCUCCAAUCUGGCCAAUUAGCAGACCCUGCUGCACAUUCUGCUCACCACCAUUGGAUGCCAAGAACUGGAAGCCCAUCCCUUUGGAUGACAGGACAUUCUUAUGCAGGUAUAGGUCAUACAGCCCUGCACCAGAACCUUCCUCCGGGUUUCUCUGCAGCAAUGCCAGGUCCUCUACAGCCAGUUCUGCCCUUGCCUCAGGAUCCCUCUGCCCAGUUGGUGGUCCUGCCCACUGAACCUACAGCCCAUCCUGCAACCCAUCACCUUGAUGUGAUGGAACAGCCAGGGCUUUGGCCACCUGUGUACGGAGCCCGGGGCCCAGCAUCCCACAUGCAGCAUCCCACCGUUUACUCCAGAUCCCAGUUUCUACGGCAACAGGAACUGUAUGCUCUCCAGCAGCGUCAACAGCUCCAGCAUCAGCACCAAAGCCACCCGUCACAGCAACCGCAGACACAACAUCAGCAGCAGCAGCAGCAGCAGCAUAAAGCCGUGCAUGGCAUGGACAUGCAACACCAAGCCCCCCACAAUUCACAGAUGCAGAAGCGGGCAGAAGAAACUUCUGUUGACCUGGGGGAGCUAAUCCCCAAAUCAAGGGCAUCAAAACCUGCCAAGCCCUACUCUUACAACCCUCCUCAGAGAAACACCUCGCCCCCUGGUGCCUGCACCGCUCACUUGUCCCCCUGUUGCCAGUCACCUUCAAUGCGUCCACAUCCCAAAAGCACUCCGUCUACACCUUGCCCAGCUCCCAGCCCAGCUGUGACAGCCCCCCACUCGCCUAACAUUAGUCCUUCCCCGACCCAGAUACCCAAAGGGUCUGACACCCAGGAUAAGAGAGGAGAGGGUCAGCCCCUGCAGGAUUACCCAGAAUCUUUGGAACCGGACUUGCCUCCUGGAUACACCUACUCUGCAAUCACACUUGGCUACAGGAGUGGGCCGUCUCCCCAGGAUAUUCAGCUUGCAGAGCCUGCCGACCUGGAAGCCAUCCAAGCUGAGCCCCAAGAGCAUGCCCCCCAGUCCCUCUCCACCCUAGGGGAGGGGCUGGACUGCCAAGCGGUGGUCAGGACUCUCUUUGAGCCACUUGCGCCCAAGGAAGUGAAGCAGGGAGAUGAAGGAAGCAUUGUGGAGAGAGUCCUGGAUGAGAGAGAAAAGGUGGAGGCAUCAGUGGGGACAGCAGCCAACUAUGUAUCAAGAGAGAAAGACUUGGUGCAGCAGGGGGCCGCAGAGGAAGAGGUACUUGUUUGCCCCCCUGCUGACAGCCCGGUGUGCGAGGCUGCAUCCUGUCCAGCUCCCCUUGCUACAGGUGAGCCUGAAAGGCCAGAGGCUGUCAUCACUUUGGAAGAUGAUGAUGAUGAGCCUUUGCGUGAGGAGAGCCAGGUGGAGCAUGUCCCAAAGGUCGCCAUGUCAGGAGAGCAGGGCACCUUGGGUGAGCUUAACGCUGCCACUCCUGUGGUCCAUGAGGAACAGUCCCCUGAAGUUGACAGCAAGAUGGCCGCUCAUGAUGCCUCGUUGAAUUUGGUGUCCGUCGCGAGUGAAGUCGUUGUCGCCGAAUCCCAGAACCCUCUUGUGCCAUGCUACUGGAGCCUUGAGCUGCUCAUUGCUGCAGCUUUCUGCACAGAUGUGCCCCCAUUUCCUUUGUUUCCUUUCAGCACCCCAUCAGUUAGCUCGUCACUGCCCAACCCCUGCCAGGGUAUGGAGCUUCUGAGUGAGGUGGCUGACCUGGAGUUACAACAGAAGCGGCGCAACUCUGGUGAAAGCCAAGAGGAAGAAUCGCUGAUGUUUGACCUCCACAGCCUUGCAACGUUGGCUACGGCCCGAUCGCUGGAGACAAGCUCACAGGAAGGUGAAGGUGUGUGUUCAGGUCGACAAUUCCCAGCGCGUAAGACCUUUAAUUUGCGGCGAAAAUGCAGCUGGACACCUCGAAAUGAACCGGUGUGCCAAGCAAAAGGUAGCAUGGAGACAAUGGAGGCUCCAGAGCUUGAGAUGCGUGUGAAGCUGGCUGAGCUUCAGCGUCAUUACAAGGAGAAGCAGAGGGAGUUGGCUAAACUGCAAAGAAAACACGACCAUCAAAAAGAGGAAACGCCUCGUAGCCCGGCACGAAGAGGCCCAGGACGGCCGAGGAAGAGGAAGCCCACAAUGGUCACCAUGAACUCGGUGUCAUCUGAGGGUCAAAGAAAAGUCAAGAUGAUGGUGGCCGGGCAUUCCCUGGCACCCGAGGAGCUAGGAGUGGGUGGAGAAAACCAGAGAAGAAAGAAGAGGCUGUCCAGUCGAGGCUUUGAGCAAAUCAGUGGCACACAGCAGAUUAAAGCGCAAGGUUGCAGAAAAGGUGAUCCUCAAAGCACGCUGGGUUCCAAGCUGGCCCCCGAUGUGGCACAGCUCAAACAGAAGAGCCAGGGUAAAAAGAAUCUCUCAGGGACACGCUACAGAGACAAGGAGGUCUCACCCUGCAACUCAAAGCACGGACACAGAAACCAGGGCGCCAGCAAAAUGGAGUUCAGGCGAGACUCCGGGGGCCACAGCGACACAGCAGCCAGUGUGGACAGUGGCCCCCAGGAGAGCUGGGCUAAGAAAGGAGGAGAGGAUUCCACUCAUCAGAGCAAAAUUGGGCCAAGGGCUGUCCAUUGUCAGAGACAGGAAUCAUUGGGAGAGAGUUCCAAUCCUGACAGCGACUCCUCGGAACAAGGAGAAGAAGAGGAAGGCAGCAAUGAUAGUGAUGAAGGUCAAGACCGAAGAGCCCAACAUUGCAGAGAUGUGACUCCCAGCUGUACUAUGACAGGUCCGAGUCCUUCCUCCAUUGUAAAACUUGAGGCAAAUCAGAAAGCCAGGAACAAAAAACAGAGACAGGAGCUUUAUGGUUCCCAUAGUCUUCCUGGCACAGAAGGCGAGGUCAAAGUAAAGAAGAAGAACCCCUGUAGGUCUGCUCAGGCCGAUGCAGAUCAGGCUAUUAGGAGAGCAUGCACAUCCAAAACCAAGGAGCCGAGAUGGGGAAGCCACGGCAACAGAGGCAACCGUUUCCGGCGUAGCAAGGGACUGCCCAUCUUUCCGACAACGAACGAGAGGUUAAAGAGGGCGACACGCAAAAGCACCGUGUUGAGAGGUGCCAUUAAGCAAAGAAAUUGCUGGGUGCCAUUUCCAAAGCGUGAGGAAGGAAGCAGAGGCAGAAGAGCCAAGGACCAAGAGCCAAAGGGUCGAGCAGUUAGUAGACUGCUCGAGAGUUUUGCAGCUGAUGAGGGCUUUCAGAUGGAUGGUAGCAGCUUCUCCGAGGAAGAAGAGGAGGAGGAGGAGGCGAACAGUGAUUCAUGCACAAAGACUCCUGAAGUUCCAAAUUGCGUCUUGACCAAAGAACUAUUAACGGAUGGACUGAAAAUAUUGGUCUCUAAGGAGGAUGAACUCCUGUACGCUGCCAGGCUGCACACAAUGGAGCUCCCAGAUAUAUUUAGUGUUACAAUUGAUGGAGAAAGAGGAAACCGUGCAAAGAUCUAUUCAUUGGACCAACUGCUACGGGAAGCUGUCCUGGAUGUACGCCCUGAGUCAGAGGCUAUGUUAAACGAUGGAACCAGGGUGUGUGCUUAUUGGAGUGAACGCUCACGCUGCUUGUACCCAGGCUAUGUUCACAGAGGGACUUCCACUGACGAGGGCAAGCCAGGAGUAAUGGUAGAGUUUGACGACGGAGACAGAGGGAAGAUUUCUGUACCAAACAUCCGCCUCCUGCCGCCAGGAUAUCAAAUUCACUGCGAGGAGACAUCUCCUGCUGUGUCGGUAUCCACUGGGACGACAGUCAAGAAAAGCCCCAGUUUCAAUCAUACCUCCGGUGACCAACUCAACACUCUCAGUGCCAUGAAAAACAACCAACCUUCAACUCUCCCAAAAAGAAGACCAGGGAGACCAAAAGGUUCUGGGAAAAAACAAAAACAACAGCAGCUGGCUGAAAGCAGCAAUAAAAAUUCUUCCCUUUUUGCGGGCUGGUCUUCAUUGACCAGCACCAGGAAGAGGACGUCCCACAAUCUAUUUCAGCUUAAUGGGACACCAAGAAAGGCCUUGAGAUUGAAGGAGGAUGACUCAUUUGCUUUGACUCAGGUCCAACCGCUUGUGUCCGCCCCAUCCAAAGGGCUUUUCAGCAGUAGCUCCUUUGAGGUGGACUCCUUUCGCAGUAUUGCAAAUGGCUACUCCUCCUUCUGUACCAAGUCCAUGGGAUCAGGUCCAGAUUUAUCUGUUGCAUCUAAAAGUGGGCUUUACGGGCCAAAGCGUAGACAAGAUGAGCUGGUAAUGCCGAGGGGCAGGAAGUCCGGACAAGAGUUUCUGGUCAAGUUAGAUCAUGAAGGGGUAACAUCCCCAAAAACCAAGAACAGCAAAGCUCUGUUGCUGCGAGGAGGAUCCUCCAGCGUGAGUGCAAUACCCAAGACGGAAGCGUACUCACAUCCGGUCCUUUUGGUUAAAGACAACAAAAAGGGCGGCAAUUCGAAAGUAGAACUUCUCCUGAAAGGAACCACACCCCAAAGAAAACCUUCAUCUUCGUUGCGUCUUGGAGAAUAUGGAGACUUGGGGUUCAGCUCGCACAGAGAAUGUCAUAGCUCCUACUCUGACAUGGAUGAAGAAGAGGAAGAAGAGGAGGAAAGGAAAAGGGCCGCACUGGCAUUAGCUUCAGGAGGACUACGGACUGCCGGCCAUUUCCUUUCCCAUCUCCCCGUGUCAUCCUCCUCUUCUGGUUCAUCUAGUUCCUCUUCAUCAGGGUCAAUCUCCAGCUCCAGCCUUUCUUCCUCUGACAAUGACUCCUCCUACAGCUCAGAGGAUGAGGAACGUUCUACACUGAUGCUACAGAGUUGCUUGUCGUCUCAGCGGGGGAUGCUUCAACCCAGUGAAUCUUCCACUUCUUCGAGGCAACAUUCAUUUGUGGCCAAAGCUUUGGCUGUUUCCAAUAGCAAAGGAUCUGCUGAUAUGUCCAACAGUAAAUCCCUGAAGAGGAAAGAGUGUUCAAUCGCUAAGUCAUCGAGAGAAUUUGUGAAGAAACCUAGGAUUCUACCAGAGGACAACUCAUGUAUUCUGAGACCCAAGAUAUCCACAUUCCUUGCGGGGCACCAAAUGUGGAGGUGGUCCGGCAACCCUACACAGAGACGGGGUCUAAAGGGGAAGGCCAAGAAGCUUUUCUACAAGGCCAUCGUGAGAGGAAAAGACGCCAUGAAAGUGGGAGACUGUGCCGUGUUCCUCUCAGCAGGACGUCCAAACCUACCGUACAUUGGUAAAAUUGAAAACUUCUGGGAAUCCUGGACCUCCAGCAUGGUGGUCAAAGUCAAAUGGUUCUACCACCCUGAAGAGACAAAGCUGGGGAAAAGACAUCGAGACGGCAAGCAUGCCUUGUACCAGUCGUGUCACGAGGAUGAAAAUGAUGUCCAGACAAUCUCUCAUAAAUGCCAGGUGGUGAGCAGGGAGGAGUAUGAGAAUCUGACUCGCAAUCAGAAGCCGAACAGUACCUCUCCAGACCUGUACUACCUGGCUGGUACAUAUGACCCCACUUCGGGUCAGCUGGUCAGUGCUGAUGGGGUUUCGAUCAUGUGCUGAAUCUCUACGAAAAGGAAACUACUGAACACUUUCUCCUUACUUAUACCUACAAGACCCCAAGCCUGUUGCUUGACUUACACACUGGAGACUAUUGGUGUCUAACCUUGCUGGAAGAGACGGAGAUUCCCAUACUGGUUCUUUCAAGACACAUGGCUGAACAUUGGGUCUUUGGCAUCGCAGCCUUCAAUCACUCGUGUUACGUUGGUUGUAUCAUGUGAUUGACACAAAGCUGAGUGCAUUGAACAGGGCUACGAACCAUAAGGCUAAAUGGUUUCUGAGGACCAAUUUGCUAAAAGGUAGCCUAACCUGAACGAUAAAGUGACAAGUGAGACCCGGGGCUUCGUCAUUCCAGGGAAACGUGUAAAGUUGAUGUCUGUAAAUAUUUUAAAUUGUUCCAAAAUCAAGCCAUACACUUCAGUACCUCUCACCUGUCUUCACUGUUCAGGUGUACAUUGUACAGAUGGAUUAUCGUGUUGUUGUCUGUUGUGGAUAUGUACAUAAAAGCUAUUUUAUACAGGAAUAUAUUGUAUAUAUAUGAGAUGUAUCUUUCCAUGUUUGCAAUUGAUUUAUUUUUAUAUGUGUAUAGAUUGUUUUUUGUUUUUCUUUCCUUUGCUUUGGGAAAUCAUGAUUGAAGAUGUUAGCAUUGCACUGCAUAUGCCCUGCUGAGACAGAAAGACAGACAGAGCACAGACAAAGAGAGAAGGAUUUAGUCUAUAACAGGGCAAGACUCACUCUCUGAGAGAUCAUGGAGUCAUCCUGUUAAAAAAAAGGUCCAGUGGCUUUUUUGUAUAUGUUCUGUUACUUGGGAUUUUUUAACCUAUCAUUUUUGUAUUAUUUAUGUACAUCUCAGUUGGUUUAUAAGGCAGAUCCCGGUGGAUUGCGAUCACAUAUGAAAACUAAUUUAAGGCUGAUGAAAUUCGUGGGAUUUCUCCGGGUACUCCGGUUUCCUCCCACAUUCCAAAAACCUGCUAGGUUAAUUGGCGACUCCAAAUUGUCCAUAGGUAUGAAUGUGAGUGUGAAUGGUUGUUUGUCGAAAUGUGCCCUGUGACUGGCUGGCGACCAGUCCAGGGUGUUUCCCGCCUCUCGCCUGAAGACAGCUGGGAUAGGCUCCAGCACCCCCUGCGACCCUCGUGAGGAUAAAAAAAAAUAGAAAAUGAAUGAAUGAAAUGAAUAUACCCUAUUAACAUACCUGUAUUUGUGCGUGAUGAGAGUCCUCAAAAAUGGUGCCCACACAAAUCAUUUGAGAACAAGACCGGGUCUUGUCAUUGAGGACAUUUUGCACCCAUUGCGCCCGCAAAUGCAUAAUUUAAUGCAACCUAAAUAUAUACCAAAGUGGCUUGAGAAACUUUAUUUGAAUUUAACAUAUGAAAAAGAACCUGUAUUGAAUUAGAAUCUAAAAUCACUGCUAACUUAUAGAAAUAUUCUCCACUAUGUUUAUUGGCUCUGCAUUGUGACAAUGGCUGCUUCUUGCACACGUUUUGUCUAGAGCAGAAUGAAGCAUCAAAAAGCCCACCAGAAUGAACGUCGAGGUACUGACAAAAUAAGAUCGUUAAAAAUACAGUAUGUUGUCUAGUUCAGUUGCAUCAUCUAUUUUGUACAGUACAUGCACAUACUCAAUACUAACUGUGAAGGACAAUCAGAUUCACAAAGAAAUGGACUUUAUGGUUCAUUCAAUCUGAAAAUGACUUACAUUUUAUUUAAUUCGUGCCAAGUACUUUUUUUUUGUCUACUUUAGUCUUGUUUUGUAUGCAAUCCUGACUAUUUUGUGUUCGCAAAAGGUUUAUUUUGUUUGCCAAUACACUUUAUUUAUUUUUAUCUGUCAACGUUGCUGUUUGUUCAAAGCAAGGAGCGCUUUAUGAGAAUGUGACAUUGUUUUUAAUUGGUGUGAUGUCGCAUUUUGCAUUUCUUAAAUAAAAAAAAAAGUGGUCUGAUAGAGACCAAACAGUGAAAAGAAAUAAAAAAACACUGGAUUGUUCUCGUCCAUAAACCUCUGUGCUGG